This is a messenger RNA of Musca vetustissima, 1523 nucleotides long. RefSeq names its product cytochrome P450 6g1-like. The record is from RefSeq and is a predicted model, not a curated record. Gene Ontology annotation, biological process: insecticide catabolic process; response to DDT. The coding region runs from base 1 to 1521 and encodes 506 amino acids. NCBI's taxonomy places the organism in Eukaryota, Metazoa, Arthropoda, Insecta, Diptera, Muscidae. Gene Ontology annotation, molecular function: monooxygenase activity; heme binding; oxidoreductase activity, acting on paired donors, with incorporation or reduction of molecular oxygen. The transcript has 3 exons.
AUGGCUUUUGAAUAUUUAUUUAUAUCUGCAAUUAUCCUGUUCGCUAUAUGGUGUCGUCGCACCUAUACCUAUUGGAAACGACAUGGUAUACCAUACGUGAAGCCACUACCGAUAAUUGGUACCCUUAAAGAUGUUUUUAAAAUGGAGAAAAAUGUAGCUUUGCACAUUGCCGAUAUGUAUAAUUAUCGGGGUAUGGAAAAGGAACCUGUUGUGGGCAUUUUUGUCUUGCAUCAACCGGCAUUGGUUAUUCGAGAACCUCUGCUUAUCAAAUCGAUUCUGAUUAAGGAGUUUUAUAAUUUCCAUGAUCGCUAUUGUCGCAUCGAUGAAAGUGUCGACCGUUUUGGUUCGUUGAAUUUAUUCUUUGCCAAAUACGAUAUAUGGCGUGAUAUGCGAAAGAAAUUGGCACCCACUUUCACCAAUGGUAAAUUGAAGUUGAUGUUUCCGCUGUUGACAGAGAUCGGCGAUGAAUUGGAGCAAUAUUUACUUAAAAAGGGUGACAAAUUUGUAGCAGAAGUAAAAUCCAUAUGCGGUCUCUUUACAACCGAUGCAAUUGCCUCGACUGGCUAUGGCAUAAAUGUUUGUAGUUUUCAAAAUCCCUACAGCGAAUUUGCCUCUCAAAACUACAAUAAUCAUCAAAAUAUACCAGCCCAUGAACAUUUUGUUAUGUUUCUCCUACCCAAACUUUCAAAGCACAUACGGGCACAAAUGUUUCGCAAGAAUUAUGAUACCUUCUUACGAGCCUGCCUUAAACACGUUAUGGAUGAGAGAGUAAAAUCAGGACAAGAACGUAACGAUUUAAUUGAUACUUUGAUACGUUUGGUCAAAGAGGCCAAGGAAAAUAAGGAUAUCCGUGAUAAAGAUCUUUACAUAGAUGCCAUAUUGGCUCAGGGUGCUGUUUUUAUUGUUGCCGGCUAUGAAACAUCAUUAUCGGCUAUAGCCUUUACUCUCUACCAAUUGGCCAAAUAUCCUGAAUUGCAACAAAGACUGCGAAAGGAAAUUAAACAAGUAUUGCUGGCGGGAAAGGGUGCGGUUAGCUAUGAUGCUCUAAAAUCUAUGGAAUAUCUCGAUAUGGUAAUGCGUGAAAGUUUACGUUUAUAUCCUGCUGUGGCCUUCUUGGAACGUAAACACAAUGCUCGUGAUCAGGAAUUUUCACUGAAACCCUAUCAUGAUUUUAAAAUACCAAAUGGUAUGCCGAUAUUUAUUUCGAAUUAUGCCAUACAUCGUGAUCCGUUGUAUUGGCCAAACCCUGAAGUCUUCGACCCUGAACGUUUUUCUCUACAAAAUAAGGAGGGUAUAUCCCCAUAUGCCUAUUUGCCAUUCGGUUUGGGACCCCGUAGUUGUAUGGGCGGCCGUUUGGGUUUAUUAAUAUCUAAAGUGGGUGUUUUAUAUUUUCUUAAAAACUACGAAAUACGCCAGUGUCCUCAGACAGUGAAGAACAUGUCCUUUAAUCCCAAUAUGUUGACAUUAGAAUGUAAGGAUGACAUAAAUUUGGAAUUUAUGAAGGAUCCAUUGUGGAUAUAAUU